Messenger RNA from Caenorhabditis elegans, 2251 nucleotides. It is a transcript of the gene exo-1, whose product is annotated as Exonuclease 1. The transcript is spliced from 9 exons. The record is from RefSeq and is marked reviewed. Lineage: Eukaryota; Metazoa; Nematoda; Chromadorea; Rhabditida; Rhabditidae. Gene Ontology annotation, cellular component: nucleus. Gene Ontology annotation, molecular function: nuclease activity; 5'-3' DNA exonuclease activity; catalytic activity. Gene Ontology annotation, biological process: DNA repair. The coding region runs from base 228 to 2147 and encodes 639 amino acids.
AUAAACCAAUUCACCUUUUUCAAAUCAGAAAAAUUAUAAAAUCACCGGUUACCGUUAUCUUCCACGAACUUAUAAGUCGAGAAUCUGUGCCGACUGUGGCGUCUCUAUGCAUUUACGCUCAAACGAUAAUUUUCAACGGCGCCAGUUUGAACUUUGAAAUUUCGUUUUUGAUUUUUAUAAUUUUCUUCUCUUUUUUAUUCAAUUCUUCACAAUUUAACAUAAAAUCUAUGGGAAUUUCGGGUCUAUUACCGUUUGUAAAAAAUGCUUGUCGAAAAGGAAAUAUUUUGGAGUUGCGAGGAAAGUCGGUCGCAAUCGAUGUGAGUUGCCUUUUACAUCGUGGAUUGACUGGGUGUAUGGAUAAAAUUCAUAUGGGAGAAGAAACUCAAAGUUAUGUAAAUUAUGUUAACAAAUAUGUCAAAGAGCUUCUCGGAAUGGGAUGUCACGUUGUUAUGGUAUUCGAUGGACGUCCGUUGCCGGCGAAAAAGGGCACAAAUGAGGAGCGUCGUGAGCUGCGUGAAAAACGAAAGGAGCACGCUGAAAUGCUCCUGGCAAAAGGAUUGGAACGAGAAGCCCGUGAUACAUAUCGAUUGGCCACUAGCAUUUCUGCAGAUAUUGUCGAAAAUACCAUUCAAUAUUUUCGAAGUAUGACAAAUGUCGAUAUUGUUGUGGCUCCCUAUGAAGCAGAUGCUCAGCUGGCGUACCUUGUGCAGGAGAAACUUGUCGAUGCAGUUAUCACUGAGGAUUCUGAUCUGAUUGUUUUUGGAUGUGAAAUGAUUUAUUUCAAAUGGCAAUCUGCGACUGGAGAGUGCAGUGUUUAUGAGAAGUGCAAUCUGAAAAAUUGCUUCACUGGAGAGCUUGGUGGGGAUAAAUUCGAUUUCGUUAAAUUUCGACGAAUCUGUAUUUUAUCAGGAUGUGAUUAUUUGCAGGCAGGUCUACCAGGCGUCGGGUUGAGCACAGCUGCCAAAUUUUUCUCCAUGACAUCAAUCAAGGAUCUCAGAACUUUGCUCCGAAAAGUUCCAUCAUACCUGAAAAAUCCUAAGCUCAAGGAGCACGUGAACGAUGAAUUCAUUCGAAAUUUCGAAAAGGCGGAAAAUACAUUCAAACAUCAAAUUGUAUUUGAUCCUAGAGAACGGUGCCAGAAGCCGUUGACACCGUACCCAAAAGAAGUUUUGAUGACUGGAGUCGACGAUCUGGAGGAGGUUAUAGACUUGGAUUCACCAAAGAAGACGGCUCCAAGCUCCAAAAGUUUCGCGUAUGCAGGAACAGCUUCUACUCAGCGAAUCGCUAUUCGGUUAGCGCUAGGAAAUCCGGAAAACAAGAGCUCAAUCGACGAUCAGUUUCUUCUAGUUCAGCCAACCCCGGAAUGGAGUGUCUGGGGAUUACGAUAUGAAAGCAAAGGAAGCACACUAGACAAGAUCAGCAAACAGAAAGAGUUAGAAGCUACGCAAUGUGGUGGAGCUUUCAAGCUCGAUUCGCCGUCUGUGAAGCGUGUCAAAGUUGCUUCGAAAACUACCCCAAACGAUGACGAAGAUGACAUUGUGAAGCAAUUCAUGGCAGAUAUCGAAAAAGAAAAGAAGGCUAUCAAAAAACGGAAAAAUGCGCCUCAAGUGGACUAUAAUGCUGAUGUUCUUCUCAAAAAGUAUGCAGAACCACCACCGGAGAAGAGACAAAAGAUUCUGGAAGUAAUCGAUGAUGAUUUCUCGGAAUUUUUUCAAGAAAAAGUGAAAGAAAAUACCAAGGAAAGUGUUGCCGAGGAAAAAGUUGAAAAUAGCAACGAAGAGCUGAAGCCUCCUCCGAUUCUUCGAAAAGCGGUUUCAACUCCUGAUUCGGCAAGAAAAACUCACAAAUUUCAAUCGCCGCUUCUCAAUCAUCAAAAUUCGGCUCCUCCGUCGUUGCCGGAUAGAAAACCUGCACAAACUUCCAAGUAUUUCUCUAAACCAACUUCAGAAAAUGGAGUUCCCAAAACGAAAAAUCCAUUCCGAUGUCCUGCAUUUGUCAAACCAACGCAAAAAGUUGAAGAAAAAAUCGAGAAAACUACGAUUCUCGCUGCAUUGGAAGAGAACAGUGUUCCGAUGCCUAGUUCAAAUACCACAUAUCGAUUUGUUGGCUUUAAAUCCGCAGGACUCCGUAGAAAAUCGAAGCAAUAAUUUUUUAAAAACUUAUUUUCGUUAUUAUCAUUUUAUACCGGUUUUUUGUUACGUAAAAUAUUCGUUUUGUGCCUUUUUCCGAAAAUAAAUUAUUUUCUUCUUUU